Messenger RNA from Ectocarpus siliculosus, 8500 nucleotides. The record is from the annotation of a GenBank genome assembly. Lineage: Eukaryota; Phaeophyceae; Ectocarpales; Ectocarpaceae.
AUGGCUUCGAAACGCCCGUAUGGUGAUGGGUUUGGUGGAUAUAGUGGCGGUGGUGGUGGGAGUGGUGACUCGCUGAAACGGCCACGGCGCACGGCGGCAGCAGAUCCAGAGGAGCGGAAUCGGGCUCGUGCGGAGGCCAGGAUGGCGGACGUCAUGUCUUCCCUCAUGAAGCACAAGCACGCCGGCCUCUUCCUCGCCCCCGUCGAUCCCCGCACCGCCCCCAGCUACGAGAAGUACGUGCAGACCCCCAUGGACCUCGGGACGAUCGAUAGGAAGCUGCAGGCGGGCGGGUUCGCUGGCGAUAUUCUGGGCUUUGCUGCCCAGGUCCGGCUCGUCUUCGCUAACUGUCUCGCUUACAACCCUCCCGGUGAUUGGGCGAGGGCGUGGGGGGAGAGCUGCGGUGGGGCCUUUGAAGCCAUGUACAACGCCAAACUCGCGCCGUUGCUAGCCGCCCAGUCGGACAUGUCGCACAUGCUGGCGGAUGAGGAGGGGUACGGAGAACCGCCAGACAACGAGUUGGCGGGGGGGCGCGGGAACGAGGGGGAGGGCAAGAUCAAGAAGUUGAAGGUUAGACUAAAGAGCAGCAGAGGCGGGGCGGACGGCGGUUCCGGCGGUGGCUUGACGUCAUCUAGUCCGGCGCCAGCAUCGCAGCACGGGGACUGGGGCUCACCAGCUUCGGGCGCCGUCCGCCCACCGUCGAAGAAAAGAAAGCCUCCGCAUCCAGGACCAGGGACGACCGGCGGCGGCGGCGGGGGUGGCGGCGGCGCAACUGGCGGCGUCAAACAGGUGCUCCCUAAGAUCCGGAUCACGUUCAACGCUAAGGGGACGCCGAAGAUCGCGCCUCCUGCUGCCGGGCGAGACUCGUCGCAGUCUCCAACCGCGGCGGCGGCGGCGGCGGCGGCGGCAGCAGCAGCGGGGCCACCCAACAACAGCAGCAGCAAGAAGCCGACAACCAUCAAGAUCGCCAGGGACGGUGGGAGCGAGAGGCAGCGGGGGCCGUCUUCCGUAGUGUUGACGAUGAAGGGCGGUAGCAAAAGUGGCGGCGGCGGUGGCGGCGGGAACACCGGGGCGGGGGUCUUGGUGCUGCCCCGGCGCCCAAGGGGAGGAUCGAACCCGCAGGGGAUGGCGGCGGCGGCGGCGGCGGGGGGGGAGGCGAAGUACGGCAAUGGGGGGCGGCAGGACGAGGACGCGCAAGAGCGGCAGGAGCUACUCGAGGAGGAGGAGGAGCAGGAGCUGCAGCUACGGCAAGGGGUAGCAGCAGCCCCCUCCGAGGAGGCCUCACGGAAGAAGUGUAUCAAGCAGGCCCAGAGGCUGCUGCGCAAGACUCUCCUACCCUUUCGAUUCGGGCCCUACGAGGUCGUCAGCUUCGGGAUCGUGUCGCCACGGCCCGGGUUUCACACGAAGGCGUUCAUGUUCCCGCCGGGGUACCGGUGCACUCACUCGCGAUUUGUGCGGUGUAAUUCCAAACAGUAUCCGGGGAAGAAGCUUGUGGUUCGGUGCGAUUCCGAGGUGGUUGAAGGGGAGCGAUCCCCGCUGUUCCAAGUGGAGCACUGCGGACAGUUGCUGGCCGAGGCCGCGUCGGGGAUAGAGGCGUGGCACGCAUGCCUUCAGCUGGACGGGGCUCUGGCUCGGCGAACGGUGUUUCGCCUCGUAAGGUGCAAGUCUGUGUUGAACCGGCUGUGCUGCAACGAGGACGUGAUAGCGUUCCUGGAGAGCGUCGACCCGGCAGAGGUGCCGGGGUACCACACCAAGAUCACGCGGCCGGUGCACAUGCGCCUUGUGGACCAGAGACUCAAGCGGGGUGGCUACGUCAACGAGUUCGCUUUUGCGAGCGACGUGCGGCUAGCGUGGUCCAACGCGAAGCUUUUCAACAGAGAGGGGUCGGAGCUGUGGUUGGCGGCGGACCGGUUGUCGCGAGAGUUCGAAGCGCUGUUCUGCGAGUGGGUCAUCAACCCACCUGAUGGAUACGGGAGAGGCACGCAAGGGAAUGCGCCCGCGCGAGGGCCGUGGGACGACUGGCAGGAGCUGAGGUACUUCGACAACCUCCAGCGCUGCAGGGGGUGUGCCAAGGCGGCCACGAAGGGUAAGUCGGCGGCGGCGGCCGUGACGACGGCGGAAGAGGCGGAGACCGCCCGCAGAAAGAGCAUGCCGCCCGAGCUUGUGUGCUCGGCUUGCGAGGACGAGUGGCACGCGAUCUGCCUCGGAGACGGCAACAACGCCGGCGGCGGGAGUGGUCCGGCGGCGGUGGCGGCGGCGACGAAGGCGUCCUUGGAAGGACGGCCGUUUCUGUGCCCCAGGUGGUGCUCACCCCGACGGGGUCUGUUGUCGUCGGCACCGAGGCGGCGAACGCGUGCGCGAAGGCCCACCGGGGCAGGGUCUCUUCGGACCAGAGGAGUGACGGAGAGCAUCGAUCCCGCCGACGGCGGUGUCGGCCUUGGAGCCGACGGACACCUCGGGCUCAUCGCUCCCGACAUCAAGAUACGGGUGGAGGGGCUGCCAGGGGCGGACAGCUGCGACUUGUACGCCUUUAAGAGUGCCGCCCAUCGGCGAGAGGACGCGGGCAGGGCGGCCGUAGAGAGAAGCAAGGCCCUCGGCGCCCUCCAGGCCGUUCGCAGAAAGCUCCGGUCUCGGCUGUCGGAGGAGCGGUGGCACUGGUCACGCCGACGGGGGCGGUCAGGGGAGGAGCGGCAGACCUGUUCCAAGGCGGACACGUACGCGGCGGCGAAGGAGCAAGCCGCGAAGAAGCGCAGGGAGGAUACGCAGAUGGGGCGACCAGCUGCGGCCCCUCUCGAGUCGAGCGAGCUUCUCCCACCGACCCUGGGAAAACCGAGUCCGCUGUUUCCAUGCGACCCUGCGUUGUCCGGGUGCUCCAAGACCGUGGAGCAGGCUCUCAUGGCGUGGGACUUCCUCUCCUCUACGCGCGACUUGGUGGGGAUGGUACUCCCUCCGACGAAGCGCAUGAUCCACGCGCUCACCCCCCCCACGGGAAAGGCCGUCGCCAUCCCCACGCCAUCAGAGCUGGCCUUCUCCGAGGCUUGCAUGCUGCUUACCAAGAUACUCCUGGUGGAGGUGCGGGACGUCCUGCGGAGGCACAUGUCCAAGAAGCUGGUCGACGACGUACUGGCGCAGAGACCGGUGAACCUGCUGACCUGGCCAGAGGUGGCUGGUGAUGCCUUGGUGGCGUUGGCGAACCAUCGGGCACACCCGGAGAUGCGGACGAGUGAGAUGGCGGCGCUCCUCAGCGUCCGACCGUCGGGCUGGCUCGCGAGGUGCGGAGACAUGGUGGCGAUUUUGAUCUCGAGGCCGCUGGCGGCGGCGUUCGUGCGACCGGUGGACCCCGCACAAGUGCCCGGGUACGCGGACGUCGUGUCCAAGCCUAUGGACCUGAGCACCGUGCGCCGAAGGCUCUGGAGCCGGCGCUACCAGUGGCACCAAGAAGUUGUCGACGACCUGCGUCUCGUGUGGUCCAACGCGAAAGUGUUCAACCAGGAGAACACGGACUUUUGGCACGCCGCGGACUCGCUCGCGCUGCUGACCGAGUCCCUGUACGAGUCAUGGGUGUUGCAGCCGGAGAGACGGAGAGACGCCGAGAGCAUGAAGGAGGCGGGGCUGGGAGUCGUGGACGCUCCCACCCCCGCCGCCUCCGCCACCGCCGCCGCCGCUGCUCCGGGGGCGACGACGCCAGCCAUGGGCGCGCAGGUUAAGCAAGAGGAGCACACAACGCCAGGUACCGCCACCGCGGGUGAAACCGCCGCCGCCGCAGCCGGCGGGGUGGUCGUGGUCAAGAAGGAAGAUGGGCACCCCGCGGUCGGCGCUGCUGGCACAGACGCCACCGGUGCCGCGAUGCCCUCCACGCCGCAGGCGGCGGCAUCGGGGGUUGUGCCUGAGACCCCGUUGUCCUCCUCCUCCCCCGCCGCCGCUGUGGGGACGGACAUCAGCGCGGCUUCUACUGCUGCUGCUGCUGCUAGUACAACCACGGGGAUGGACGUCGAUCAGAGUGGGGCUGGGGACGCUGACGUGCUCGUGGUGAAAGAAACCGCAAGCGCCAGAGAGAGGGCUGCCGUGGAGAUCGGUGGCGGCGGCGACGGCGGCAGCGAGUCUGGGGAUUUGGACGGGGACGACUCGGACGGCGAAGAGCCGCAGUUCGAGGCACCGGGAGACGACGAAGCGCCCGUCCGGGAGCUAGCGCUUGUCCCCGCAGGCAUCGAACGUCACUGGACAACAACAGGUGCCGACGAUGUGAAAGAGGCGGCCGGCGUCUGCUGUCUCUGCGGCGGAGCCGAACUUUCCGCCGGAUCCGACCCCGUCGACUCCCUGUCGUCCUCGGGGGCGCCGCUGCUGGCGAACGGCGGCGAGGAGACGAAGGAGGGGGAGGGGGGGGCGAGGGGGGGGGAGAUGUGGGUGAUCAUUCCUCCCGAGCUCAAGACGCUCCCGGCCAAGCUGCUGCCGCGGUUCGCUGACCUGAGGCGAGGAAAGGCCGCCGACGUCGUCAAGACUACGCCAGAGGAGGGAGCCGCCACCCUGUCGUCGGCGCUCUCGCCGAGCUGGUUGCGGCGGCUGUAUCGCACCCCCCGGGACCGCGCGGGAGACGAGUCGUUGUCGUCGUCGAGCAGCAGCAGCAGCAGCGAUUCCGAGGAUUCCGGUUCCGACUCCGACUCCGACAAUGCUUCCGGCCGGGACGUCGACGACGCCAACCAAGACGAAACGGCCGUCGCCGCGGCGACGGCGGAUGGAGGGACGGGAGUUGCACCGACCGAGGGGGAGGGGGCGGGGGCGGGGACGGCACCGGCGUCGUCUUCGCCCGAGGCUUGCUACGCUUCCCAGGCCAACAGAAGGGAGGGGAACCCGUUUGAGGCUCGCAUCGCGGCGCACGCUGGGUGCGUCAAGAAGCUGUGGCGGGCUCGGUACUUGGCGCUCCGUGAGGCAGGGGCACCGGCGGCCAACAACAACGUGCCGGGAGGGGCAACACCGGCGGAUCAACAACAACAAGCAUCCGCGGGAACGGUUGUUGUUGUGGAGGGGGAGCCGACAGCGACAACGGCGGUGGCCGGCGGCGCGGCCGGCGUGUUGGCGGGGGUCGCGGCGUUGCCGCUGACGGUCGUGGCGGGGGCGGGGGCCGAGGUGAACGGCGAGGGGGAUGUGGAGACGGACGUUGACAGCCAUGUCGACGAGCAAGAGCUUGCGAAGAAAAUGCAGGCUGGCUUCGCACGACGAGACUACUGCCGCAACCGCCCCCUCGGCAGAGAUCGUUAUGGCAACGAGUACUGGCGGUUCGCAGGGGACAAGAACCUAGUCCUCGUGCGUAGACACGGCUGCUGGUGGGGGACCUACGACGGUCCGGAAAAGAUGCAAGAGCUGGUGCGCAGCUUGGACGUGGACAUAGACAACGAGAGGAAUCUUCGCAAUAGGCUUCACGAGGCCGUCGACGUGUGGGGUGUGUCGGAUAAGGUGGACCUGUACCUGAAAGCGAAGAAGGCGGCGAAGGAAAGGGCGGAGGGCGGCGGCGGCGGCGGGUGGGGUGUGUGGGGCGGGUCGAAGUCCGGUAGGAAGGGCGAGGGUGGCGCCACCACCAACCUGGAGGACAGGAGGAAGGAGGAGGCGGACCGCAUCCGCGGCCACCUUGAGAGGGUGAAUGGGCCCUCGCAGUGGCAAACGUGCCACAACGCUCGAGACUCGUGGCUUGCGACGGAGUGCCGGUCUCUCGAAGAGUUCCUGCCGGUGAAGGCGGCGGGGUCGGGGGACGUCGCGGCCGACCACCGCUUCGUGUUGGGGAGCGUCCGCCAGCAGCGGCUCUUCGCCCGGUCGGUGGAGCUGCGUCUCGGGGAGUACCUGGAGACGUAUGACGACGAGAGGAUGAAGGCGGUGGAGUCGGCGUAUCGCAACGGGGACAUCGACCGGCAGAACCUGCUUGCCGUCGGCGGCGGCGGCGCUGGCCUGGCGCUUGGGAGCGGGCAGGGCGGCGUAGGUGCUGCUGCGGCGAGUGGAGGAGGAGCAGCGGUGAGAGAGGCGUCGGCGGCGGUGGCUGUAGGGGGUGGUAGUGGCGCAACAGCGGGGAGUGCGGCUGCUGCUGCUGCUGCCCCGGGGAUGGGCGUGGCGCUCUCCUUGGAGGGGGCCGCCGCGGGUGCCAAGACCCGUAAGGGUGGCCCCGAAACGCUUUCGCCGAGGCCUGGCUCAGCUUCGUUGCCAGGGUUCGACGAGGACGACUUGAACACGUCAAGAACGUACUGGGAACCGUCGGUAGCCCCGGUUGGGCUCGUGUCUCCGGAGAUGGUGAAACUCAAGGUGGAGAUGCUCGCCGUAGCGCUGUGCCUCCCGCAGCAGUGGGAACGCGUAAACGCCGUCCGGUCCGUGUCAUCCAGAGGAAGAAUCCGGCAGCGGCCAGCCGGCUACGAGAACGACGACGACACCUCCACCGCCGCCUCCACCUCCGCCUCCGCCGCUGAGACCGAGGCGAGGGCCAGGGCGAUGGCCGGCGCCGCCCCCGAUGGACAGCGCCCGAUCUCGCCCGUGGCCAUGGCGCCGGGGGAGUUCUUCCAGCCGUCGAGGGUGAUCGCGCCGGAGCUCGCCGCCGCGCUGAAGGAGGCGGUCGAGGAGCAGGAGGCCUACAAGACACAAGUGGCCGAAGCCGCCACCUCCGCCGCCACCGCGGCAUCGGCCGGCGGCAAGGAGGAAGCCGUAGACGGCGACGAUGAUGAUGAGGUGGUGGAUAUCGGCAUGGAUGUGGCCAACACCGACGGAGGUGCCGGUGCCGGUUCCGGCGCCGGCGCCGGAACCGAGGGAUUGAGCGGGGACCGGCCGGGCAGCGGCACCGCAGAGGCGGCACCCGGGGAAGCACCUCCCGUGUCGCCGGCGAAGCCGAAGGUGGCUCCCGAGCCGGUCGUCCCGGAUCAGCCGUUCGUGAGGAAGGCGCAAGGGAAGUGGGCGUCGGUGGAGUCGAGCAGCGACGAAGAAGAUUUCGGGGCGGUGGUCUCCAUGCUGGUGGAUCUGGAGGACUGGCGGGAGAGGGUGCGGCGCGCCGACGCGACAGAGCAGCUGGCGAUCCUAGCCCUGGAGUUGGACUACGCCAUCCCCCGAGAGGAGGGUUGGCUCGAGCAGUGGUACAAGACGGAGAACUUUGCCGAGCCCCGGCUGGGCGGCGGCUCGUCGCUGGCCGCCGCCGCCACUCGGGUGUUCGCGCUGGAUCGGGCGCUUCGGUGGGACAUCAUCCCGCGUCCGCGUCGGGGGGGAAGCCGGCUCCCGGGGGACCUCCCCCGAGCGUGGUCGUUCUUCUAUCAGUGCCCAUUGUCUCCCCUGUGUAUGCGGCCGUGCAUGCACAAAGGGAAGUGCAAAGCCCACCGCACCAUGGUUACGCGGGUGGAUCAUCCGAUGAUCGUCCCCGAGUCGACGGAACCGGCGCCCUAUUUGGCACAGCAUGCGACCGGGCAAGCGGCAGCGGCGGCGGCGGCGGCGGCGGCGCACUCGGCGAGUUAUUCGUACACGCCGGCGGCGCCAGUCCCAGCCCCUGCUCCUCAAACACCAGCGCACUCGGCAAGCUUCGCGCACGUGUAUGCGACCCCUCCGGUGCCCGCAGUGGCACCGUCACCGGCGCCAGCAACGGCACCGACUCCGGCUCCGGCUCCUCCGGCCCCUGCCGCUCCUCCUCCUCCGACGUACACUCACCAACUUUUCGCCCGACACACGACCCAGGCGCAAGGCACGGGCGCCUCCGUUCCUGCGCCGGCUACGGGCACCGUGGCGGCCGCUGCUCUGUCACACGCCAUACACAAUCAGCAGCACUUUGCUGCCGCGCAAGCUGCUGCUCUGGCUCAGCAAGCCUCGGACAGGCCCGAGAGGGUGUCGCGGCCGCAGUGGCCGCCGCUUCAGCAGCAGCCGGCGUUGGCGUUGGUGGUGGGAAUGGCGCUGCUGGUAGUGCCCCUCAGCCCACUACGGCGGCGGCGCCUGCGGGGCUCAACCUCGCGGUGCCCCCUGCAGGAUUGCCUUUGUGGUUUCAGGGCUUGCAGCAUGCCACCCCGGAACAAAUGCGAGAUUUUCAGGCGAAGAUCGAGGCAGCGGCAAGGAACGCUUGGGCGGCAACCGCCCGAGGCGCGGCCGGAGAACCGCAACCUCCCCCAGCAACACCCGCGCAGCUGCUAGCGGCACACCAUGCGGCAUCUCAAGCGGCAUCGAGGUCGGUGGGAAUUGCUCCGGCUGCAUCUCACGAGGUGACGGCAGCAAUGCAGCAGCAGCAGCAGGCCGCAGCAGUACAACAGCAGCAGCAGCAGCAGGCCAGCGCGGCACAGCUGCAGCAGGCGGCAGCAGUACAGCAGCAGCAGCAGCAGCAGCAGCAGCAGGCCAGUGCGGCACAGCAGCAGCAGGCCGCAGCAGUACAGCAGCAGCAGCAGCAGCAGCAGCAGCAGGCCAGUGCGGCACAGCAGCAGCAGGCCGCAGCAGUACAGCAGCAGCAGCAGCAGCAGCAGGCCAGUGCGGCACAGCUACAGCAGACCACGGCCGUUCAGCAACA